AUGGCAGAUGAUAAAGAUAACAAAGAUAAUAAAGAGGAACAACAUGAGAUGAAUGAAGUGAAUGGAAAUCCAGAAGAUGUAAAUAUUGAAAUCCCAUCUCUCUGUAGUAACAGUAAAAUGAAGAUGAAUUUUUCGUUUGUGGGGUUUUUGUGAUGAGCUAGUGUAAUAGGGUUGGGACCCAUUUCUCUCCUGGAUUUUUUCCUGAAGGGAGGAGGCAAAUGUAUACAAACUACAGCAUUCCUAGUUAGAAUAAGGGAACACUGUUGUUGUGGCUCGCCGCUUGUUGUAGAAGAAAGUUUCAGAAUGACUGUAGAUUAUCAGUCAGUGCAGUGAGGAGGGACUAGUGUUCUGUGAAUUUAGGAGAAUAGUGGCCAAAAUGAGCACAUAAGCAUGUUAUUACUGUCCAGGGGACAAAAACGCGCUUUCACAACACAAGGGUCCCUGAACACAAGUUUAAUAAUCGAGAGUUGCACACUCAGCAUAUUUCCUCAACAACACAACAGGAUCGAAUUUGGAGUCUCAUCUUUGGCUAACAAGCUUCACCUCGCAAGUAAAAACCUACAAAACAAACACUUAAUCACUGCUGGAAAGGGAUUUGGAAAUAAACGAGCUCCUAAGACUCACCAUACGAUGAGAAACUCCCGGCGACUAGCGCGUUACAAAGCACAUGGUUUCUUUCUCGCUACACGACGACACUGAGACGCGCUCACUAAGCAUGCUGGGAGAAUAAAUUACAAAAAUGGAAUGGAACGGACUAGGGAAACAAAAAAAUGUUCUCUUGUUGAGGAUUGGCCUCAACAAUUACUGUCUUGUUCAUAUUAGUCACACUCUUAGCAAAUUUAUUGCUUGGUGGACUAACAUGUAAGCAUUUAGAUCCAACCUCAGGAAAAUCGAUUUCUUGAUUUUUAUCUUAUUUCACAUUAAACUUUUUUUUCAAAUUGCUUCAACAGGAUGUUAAGGAAGAUGGUGACAAGGCAGCAGCCACGACUCCUCUUGUUAAACACGAACCUGCAAAUGCUGAUGAUAAAAAAGGCAAAAAGGGAAAGAAGGGUGAAAAGAAGGACAAACUUGAUGAUCUGAAACAGGAACUGGAAAUGGUAGAGUCCACUCUCAUGGCCUGCAGGCUGAUGUAUGGCAGUAAUAUCCUAUUCUAACUAUUGUUUCCACUUUUCAGGAGUGGCACAAGAUUCCACUGGAUGACCUUGAAAGUAAACUUGAUACUGAUCUAACUAAAGUAAGUGAAUCAUUUUGAUCUGUCCCUAAUGGUUGUUUGGUUUUCUACAUGUACAACUACUCAUUAAGAUCUACAUGUCCUCAUGCCUAGAGUUCACUGGCUUUUAAAACAGGUCUUUCUUGCUCACUUGGGUAGCGAGAAGUUGCUUCAUCCCACCUGCUCACAGAGACAGCCACAUAAGAGAACUUAUUAUAAUAAAUAAAUUCUUUUGGGUUACCAGGUUUCUGAUGUUUCUGUGAUUUAGCCUCGUUUAAAUAUUUUCCAGGGUCAUACACAGGAGAAGGCAGAUGAGCUGUUUGAACGUGAUGGUCCUAAUGCACUGACUCCCCCACCCACCACCCCUGAGUGGGUGAAGUUCUGUAAACAGCUGUUUAGUGGCUUUGCUUUGUUGUUAUGGAUUGGCUCUAUUCUCUGCUUUAUAACCUACGGAAUCAAAGUGGCAACAAUUGAAGAACCUGAAAAAGAUGAUGUAAGAAUAAUUUUUGUCUGUUUCUUGGCAAACUUGUGAAUACCCCAAUUCUUAUCAGUUUGUUUUUAUCAAGAAUACUAUACAAUGUAUGUACAUGUAUGCAGCACAAUGUGACCUUUUAGACAGCUGAUUAUAAUUAACAACAGUCACUUUGUGUCAAAUUUUCAGGGUAAACAAUAACAGAAGUUGAUACUGCAGUACUGAGGAAAUGUGAUGAAAAUUGAUUUUACUGGUAGCAUAUCCCUGCUGUCACUACUGUCUCUAGUGUUAUUUGCUUAUGGUUUUCCUUUGUCCAGGCCCUUAUCUCAACACACAAUAUAUGAGUUUCAGGCUGCUAAUGACCUAAAUUAUUACUAUUUUUUGAUGACAAAAAUUAUUAGUAUUAAUUGGUUUGCAAGGCUGUCUUAGCUCCAUUUUUCCUUGCAUUCAUAACCAUAAUUUGAGAUGUAAAGCUGCUACUAGUCUUGUAUGAAAUAUGUACCCUCCUAAUGAAUGUGUAAUAUAAUGAAGGCCAUGUCAUAAUAUUAUUGUAGCUUUACCUGGGUGUAGUGCUGGCUACAGUGGUUAUCAUCACAGGAUGUUUCUCCUACUAUCAGGUCAGUUUCUUUUCUCCUGCUUCUCUCUAAUAUUAUUAUAGUUAACCAAAACUGAAAUUUAAAGAAAGCUUUACAUAAAGUUGAGAUACUGAACUUAAAUACUAAGCCUAGGUAAGUUUAACUCCGGUUACAAAAGGAUAAAACCUCUACCUUUGCCAUUUGGUUUAAGCUAUUUUUAUUGCUGUGACUGGUCCAAAGUUUGACUAAGAACUCUGAAAUUGCCAUUUAUGUUGCCUUAACUUAUUGAUUUGGUUAGGAAUUGGUGCUAGCUAGUAAAAGGAAAGGAUUUAAUAACUCUACAACCAAGCUUUUCUGUCAUUUAUUUAUUGAUUUACCAUUACAGCAACCCCUCAUGCAUAUGAAGGAUUAUGUAUUUUGUUUGGCAUUGGGGUGGGGGAAUAACACUGCUUUAAGUUCCCUUUGCCCCUCACCCAGCCCCAUUUUCCUCCUCUUAACUGUAAAGACAUUACUCAUUGUCCAUGUGUGUCCAUUUUGUUAGUAUUUUGGUUAGGGAAGUCUUUUGAGAGUUUGUGACUUAAAGAGACGGUUUAAUAUUCAAGCUAACAGGGAUGAUCCUAUGAUAAAGAGAAAAAAAGAAGGUCUACCAUAAAAACUUUCUAAUUUCACUGAUUGCUGAUUGCUUUUUUGAGUAAAGGAGGCCAAGAGCUCAAAGAUUAUGGAAAGCUUCAAGAAAAUGGUUCCACAGGCAAGUUUAUUCAAUUUUCUUCAUUGCAGAGGCUUCUGGGUCUGUUAGGUCUGUUUUAUGUUAGGGCAAAAUCAAAGAAAAUUUAUUGGAGAAAUCAUGGCAAUAAGGUUUUGGGUCUUAGAAUUAAAAAGGAGUUUAUUUUGAAGUAUGCAUAAUUUUAUCAUCAUAAAUAUAUUCCGUCACAGGAAGCCACUGUUCUGCGUGAUGGGGAAAAGCACAACAUAAAUGCAGAAAAGCUUGUCAUGGGAGACAUCAUCUAUGUGAAAUUUGGAGAUAGAGUACCAGCUGAUAUUCGUGUUAUUGAAGCUCAGGGUUUCAAGGUAGGCUUUACAAAUUGGGGCUGUGUCUAGUUACGAUUUUUGUAGAGAAGUUGGUGUUAUGAACAAUAUAAUGCAUGCAUGUACUAGUUACACAGGAUGAGUUCCUUUUUUCUGCUUGAUCUAUUUAAGUAUUAUAGUUUAACAUGUGUGUUUGUUAAGUAUCCUUGAAAUUCAGGGUUUCAAAGUCCACAGCAUUCCUGUAUGAUACAAAGUUUUAAUUUUUGAUUUUGUUUCUGUGUUAAACAAGGUGGAUAACUCUUCUCUGACUGGGGAAUCAGAACCUCAAGCUCGCACACCAGAGUUUUCCCAUGAGAAUCCCUUAGAGACAAAGAACUUGGCAUUUUUCUCCACAAAUGCAGUUGAAGGAACGUGCACAGGAGUUGUUGUCCAGAUAGGAGAUGAUACCGUCAUGGGUCGCAUUGCCAACUUGGCAAGUGGAUUAGGAUCAGGAAAAACUCCCAUUGCUUUGGAAAUUGAACAUUUUAUCCAUAUCGUCACUGGUGUUGCUGUUACUCUUGGAGUGACCUUCUUUAUUCUUUCCUUGGUUCUAAAAUACUCCCCACUUCAAUCUGCCAUAUUUUUAAUUGGAAUAAUUGUGGCUAAUGUACCUGAGGGCCUUCUUGCGACUGUUACGGUAAUUUUGCUUUUCCUAUAGUUGGAACUACUAUGUAAAGAGCACUUAUCUUGCACAUGUUGCAGGUUAAAUUUGAUUUCAGGUCAAUUUUGAUUUAACUUAGGGUGAUUCUCAAUUUCCUUUGACAACUAGCCCUUAGGGACAAAGGAAAUUGAGAAUUGAUCUAGGUUACAAAAAUUUUAACCUGGAAUCAAAUUUAACCUGUAACAUACACAUUGCACUAUCAACACUUGCUGUUCUCUUUCUCUAACAAUUUUUGAUGCAUGCUUUAAAGGUUUGUCUUACUCUGACUGCAAAACGCAUGGCUGCCAAAAACUGCUUGGUAAAGAACCUUGAAUCUGUUGAAACACUUGGAAGUACAUCAACAAUCUGCUCAGAUAAGACUGGAACACUGACACAGAACAGAAUGACAGUGGGUAUGCUGACAUGUCAAUACUGUGUACAUAAAUCUGUAUGAAGUCAGAGAAGAGUAACAGUUAAGGUAGUGUUAUUAAUUACCCUUACGUUGUACAUGUAUGUUUUCUCCUAUAGCUCACAUGUGGUUUGACAAUAAAAUUUUUGAAGCGGAUACAACAGAGGAUCAGUCAGGAACUCCUAUGGAAAAGGUAGUUUACACAAUGUUAUGUUAUAUUUUAUUAUGAAACCUGAUAAUUCAGUUAUUUAACCCAAAUUAAUGAAAAACUUUGUAUGGCUUGUCAUGGUGAUGCUCACAGUUGGAGAAAAGUGACCUUCAGAAACUUUACUAGAAUAGACCCUUCCAGGGUGUUUUGAACUUUUGACAUGGACCAGUGAGGGUAAAUCUGUUGACACCACUGGAAAGACCGCCUUAAAAUUAGUAAAACUGCCACCAAAUUUGAAAGUGAUAUGUCUUAUAAGGUGAAAAAAGACAUAGCUCCUCAAAGGUGCACAAAUUUACAAACAUCUGUAAAAUUUUGUGACUUUGAAUAAGAUUUGUGGAAAACUAACGAAAAUGUAGCUCCUCAAAGUCACAAGCUUUUUUAAAGGUUUUCUUUUCAGUGGUGUCAAAGGAUUUUCCCUACCUUGACCAUAUCAAAAGUUGAGAAAACCAUGAAAGGGUCUAUUAAAAAGUUUUGUAUUAUUUUGGUAUCUUGCAGUCACAAACAUGGACUGCAUUGUCCAGAAUUGCUGGUUUGUGUAAUCGUGCUGAGUUUAGAACUGGCCAAGAUAACGUCCCUGUGCUAAAAAGGUAAGAAACUUACUUCCAUCUAAUGAAAUUUUCAGUUUUCUCUUAGUCUUAACUCAGUGUAUUUUUUGCUUUCUCAUUGUCUGUAUGUAUAUGUCUGUAUAAUUGAGAAAACAAAUUUGGUUUGUUUUUGUCUAUACAGUAUUAAAAAACCCUGGUAACUCAAACUCUGAAGGGGAACAAAAAACAGUUAGAGUUAGUGGGAAAUUAGAGUUAUUGGAGUAAAUUUCAGUGAAAUUUUGUUGAAGGGAAAGGAAAUUGAGUGUGAGUUAGCGAGGAAUUUGAGUCAUCUGAGUUCGCGUUAUGGAGGUUGUUCUACUGUACUACCAAAGAACUAUACGUCACCCACAUGAAACAAUUUAUGACUUGACUGAUCGCAUUAAAUCCAUUUUGCAGGGAAACAAAUGGAGAUGCCUCUGAAUCAGCCCUGUUAAAAUGUAUUGAGCUUCAAGUAGGGAGUGUAACUCAGAUGCGACAGAAAAACAAGAAGCUUGCAGAAAUUCCAUUUAACUCAACCAACAAGUACCAAGUGUCUAUUCAUGAACAGGAAAAUGCUGAUGAUCCUCGAUAUCUACUUGUAAUGAAAGGUGCUCCAGAGCGUAUCCUAGAACGUUGCUCUACAAUCCUAAUUCAAGGAAAGGAAGAAACAUUGGAUGAUAAUAUGAAGGAGGCAUUUGAAAAGGCAUACCUAGAGCUGGGUGGUAUGGGAGAACGUGUGUUAGGCUUCUGUCACUUUUACCUGAAUGUUGAAGAGUUUCCACCUGGAUUUGAAUUUGUUACUGACGAUGUAAGCUAUUGAUAGUAUAGUCCUUGAAACUUAAAUAUCUAAUCAUCUAUCGUUUAUUUGGCAAAGAUGCUAUUUACAAAUUGUUGGUUUCCUUUCAAAGAAAACCAGCAAAAUAAUAAAUUUUAAAAAUAACAAAAGUAAACAAGCAUUUACCUGGCUUUUUUCUUCUUUCCAACCAAAGGCCUUAAAAAGUGAUAAUAAAAAAUCUGUGGAUAGGUGGAUUUGAAUAAUACUUGUAUACUUUCAUAGUUUUGGGCCCUCUAUAAUUUUUUAAGAAAACUAAGCAUAUAAAAGAAUUGUGCAGUGAUUAGCAGCAUAGUGAUAAUAAAUUUGUUUGUUUUUAAUUUGCAGCCCCCUAAUUUUCCACUUAAAGACUUGUGCUUUGUUGGUCUAAUGUCCAUGAUUGAUCCUCCUCGUGCUGCUGUUCCUGAUGCUGUCAGCAAAUGUCGCAGUGCAGGAAUCAAAGUUAUCAUGGUCACUGGUGAUCACCCAAUCACAGCAAAGGCCAUUGCAAGGGGUGUGGGAAUCAUUUCUGAAGGUGAAGAAUUUUUUCAUCUUACCUCUUUCCUGCAUCCUUGUUAGGCCCAUAAAAGAGAUAAUUAUUGGAUUUUUUUUCAAAUCAGACGGAGCUUACAAUUUUUUAUUGAACACAGCCAAGAGUAAGAUGGAAAUGGUGCAGAUUACAUGCAAUUUUAUCCUUUGAUGAAAUCAUAAUAUAUUCUACUUUUGGUUAUUUAAUAAUAAUCCCUUGUGUAGGAGAAAGUGUAACAUUGAAAAUCAUAUGCUUGCAAAUUACAAAAUUUAUCACCAGUGAUAUUAUUCUGGUUGCUGUGGUGUCAAUAUAAAUAUACAGUAAAAUUCACAUGUUCAUAGCAUGCUGUGUGGUUCAACAGUGAUACCUUCAAAAGAGUGUGACAUCUUACUAUGAGAAACAACAAACAUCUGAGUGUUUUGACUGUGUGUAAAGUUUUUCAGUGUUUAUUUUGUCUUUAAAUAGUGUUUGCAAUGAGAGGACUCGUUCUAGUCAGUUGAUAAGCGAGCUCACUGCUUCAAUUAUUAUAGAUAAACUCAUUGGUUGAAAAUGUCCUCCUUUAUUUAUUUGAUUCGUGUUAAAAUUGCCUUCCUUGCAAUAUAUUUGGCCGUUUUGUGUUCAGCCCAACCUGACUUGCAUGUGAUUCAAAGUUUAAGCAAUUAAAAAUAAAACAAUCUUUUGGGAUUGUCUCUUGUACCUUCACCCAAGGACAUAGGGGCAAGAAAAAGAGACAUACCAAUUUGUGACUCUGAUGAAAACAAUCCAAUCAGACAUAGGGGUGGCAUUACUUAUGUAAUUUGAGAAAAAAUAUAAUUUAACCAAGGGGAAAAUAAUAUUGAACCACAGCAAAGACACUUUUUUUAACUGAUUUAGGGACGGAGACUGUGGAGGACAUUGCAGAAAGGCUUGGAAUUCCUGUGGCUGAUGUGAAUCCACGUGAUGCUAAAGCCAUUGUUGUACAUGGAGGACAGUUAAAGGUAUCACAAAUUAUUUUAAGUGGAAGAUCAACUGUGCCAAUUGAAAGUAUAAUACAUUGCUAACCCUUUUGGCUACUGUGUAUAUUUCAGGACAUCUCGAGUGAAAAGUUAGAUGAAAUUCUAAAGGAGCACACAGAGAUUGUUUUUGCCAGAACCUCUCCACAACAGAAGCUUAUUAUCGUGGAGGGCUGUCAGCGGCAGGGUGCAAUUGUUGCUGUUACAGGAGAUGGCGUCAAUGACUCACCAGCGUUGAAGAAGGCUGAUAUUGGUGUGUAAAUUAAUAUUAGAUAACAUCAAUCUUCCAACCUUUCUUCUGUGCUAGUGAUGUCCAUGUUUUUGUCUUUUCAAACCUGCUGAAACUAGUAUAAAAACAAAAAAUAUUCUGCAAAAUGAUCACUUUACAAGAAUUUGAAGGGAUUUAGCCUUGAGGUUGGAGGAGCAUGGUGAAGGGAUGGAUGGAAGUCUUACAUGCCAAACAAAAUGUGUGAAAUCAAAGUGAUUUUGCACUACAUUGUAUCUUCUCUUACUUUAAACUGAAGCUUUUGUCUCUGGUUCCAGGCGUUGCUAUGGGUAUUGCUGGUUCAGAUGUGUCUAAACAGGCUGCAGACAUGAUUCUGCUGGAUGAUAACUUUGCUUCAAUUGUCACUGGGGUUGAAGAAGGUAAUUAUGGAGCAUAUACUAAUUGGGGCUGCUUUGAAUUUUGUUGCCAGCCUGAUCUGGCUAUCUUAAAUCAAAGUAGCUUAUACUGCGCUUCCUAUUUAACCACUUCUUGCAAGUGAGAGGUUUUCCCUCAAGCAAAUUAUUUAAAUUGGAACCUCUUGCUUGUGACUUACAGUUCUUUUAAUCCGAAAGGUUAUGAUGAAUGUGUUUGUUUUUAGCUGUGGUAGGCAACCACCUUAUCUUUGCAGCAGGCGUAGUUUUUCUUUGAGGGCGAAAAGAGAAUAUUCAAGGACACACAUGCAAGGGAAGGAAAGGAGAGGGAGCGCCUGCAGCCGAGCAGCUGCAGCUGACAUCAGACCCAAAGGGGAAGAAAACCAUUGCGGUGCAUAAAGCAAACAAUGCAAUUUUAAAUUAAUACUUAUAGGGGCAAACAGAAUGAACAAACAGCCUUACCUCAGUCCCACUGAGUCCCGUCAUCAACAAAGGACGCCACUGUAUUCGUGUGGAACAAUGAUGGCGAUUUUAAUGAAAUUCAUUAAUCAUUUGUCCAUCUCCACAUAGCUGAGGCUAUACGAUGUUAUAAGUUCCUUGCAGUAUUUCUUUUAAACAGUCCAGUUUUUCUUUCGAAACACAUGUGCUUACAUUUCCAUGAAAGUUACCGUGGCUGCUUGAAUUAUGCUUUGCGAUGGGGAAAUAAUGACAAUGCUUGUAAAGAUGGUACCAGUCUUCAGACCCCAAUAAAAAUACAGUGAAACCUCCAUUAAGCGGACACCUUCAGGACCUUCCCAAGUGUCUGCUUAAUAGAGGUUGUAAAAAUUGUGCAAUGUUCGUGUUUGUCAACGAUCAACAUUCAAGGGUUACUGUCUACUGUGUUAAAGUUCCAUGUUGUGAUGGAUGCUAAGGAAGCUGUGCUGUACUUUGUGCAAGACUUUAAGGUAAAGGUUAAUCGCAGAUGACAAUCAUACGGCCGAAUAUCUGUCUAAUCUACAGUUUAUUGACAGCUAAAUGUAUUGAUUUAUCAUUAUUCAUCGACUACAGUACGUAUUUCAAGAACGUUAUCCAAUACUAUUAUUGUCAAUUCAGUCCUGUGUCUUCUUAAUAGAGGUUUUUAACAAUAGAUUAGAAAUGAGCCAAAUACAACUUAUUUUAGUGUCUGCAUCCACUUAAUAGAGGUGUCCACUGAAUAGGGGUUCAUUAUAAAGGGAAAUAUAAGAUGUUAAUUUCAGGACCCAGAUUAGUGUCCACUUUAUAGAGGGUGUCCACCAGAAACUCAUAAGGUGUUGAAAACCCCUUAUGAGUUUCUGUGUCCACUUAAUUGGGGGUCGACUUAACACAGGUUUCACUGUAACUGGAAAAUUGAACUUACUCUGAACUCAUUUGGUAAUACUGCCAAAACAUCUUUACUGAAAAGAUGGCGCAGUGCUUUUCGAAAAUGAAAAGCAAAAUCGAAAAUCUCUUCGAGUUUAUCUCUUUAAAAGAACACUUCUUGCAAGUAUGAUUCAAACAGUUCCUCAGCGGUGAGCCAUGCGGCACGUGUGUUUUGUUUGCAAGACUCGAAUUUCCAUUAACUAACAAAUAAUGCAUUGAGGUGACAGACUAACUCCCAAGAGGCAUUCUUAGCCAAUGGCAUUCUAUGCACCAUCAGAGAACAUAGAAAACGGAAACUAGGGCCUUUACUGCAGGUGCCUUCUCUCACCUUCGUGUGUUCCCCUCACAUGGCCUUUAAAAAAAAUUAACCAACGCCUGCUAUGCAGCCUACUGUGCAUCACACAGGUGCAAAUUAAAAAUUGCUAAAGGGUGGCACAUUUAUGGAUUGUAAAAACACUAAAACUAACACUGGUCAACACUUCAUCAAUCUGAUUUUAAUUAGUGCCACGAACGGAUCAUGUAUCAUAAAAAAUGCCUGACUAUGUUACCGUUCUGAUGAAAUAAGUUAAGUUUGCAUUGCACUAUACACUAAAGUGCUGAAAAAUUAGUAACUAUCAAGUUUUAAUAUGGCAAAAUUGAAUAUUUUGCAAUCGACACCAAUAACUGGAACCCUUGUUAACUCAAACUGUUUUCUUUUCCCUUUAGAGUUUGAGUUACUGGGGUUCUACUGUAGUUUACCUAUGGUAAUUGUUGAUAUUAACCCUUCAUUUAUAUGUUGACCAAAACUUUUACUGUCUUCACUGUUACCUUUGUAAGCAAGCACCAAAAAUAUCAAGCCAAAGUCCUCUUUGUAUAAUCCCACUGUAUCAAGUCUGUUAAUAAUAAUUUAUGAACUUAUUGUGCGCAGCUUAACAUGAGAAUGAUCAGUUGCACAUUACAACUACAUUACUUUAAAAGAAACGAAUAAUACAUAAUGCAUGAAAAAAUAAAAAACAAAAAGAAUAUAUAUGCAUGCAAGUAAGAACUGAACAUAAAAUUGCUCACCAAUAUAAAGUCUUAAAAAGAUAAGUGUUAAUAUGCACCUUAAAACUGUUCACAUUAGUAAUCGCACAAAGUUCUUUUGGAAAAGAGUUCCAGAGCCUUGGCGCUGCUACCAUAACCAGGCCUCUUGAGAGAUGGUAACACAAGCGCCUCUUUCUAGGCCUCAGCAAAUCGACCGGUUUCAAAAGAGAGGUUGAUCAGCUUAGUGAUAACUGGCAAUAGAACAUCCAGCAACUUGAGAACAAUCGGAGUGGGAAUGGGGUCGAGUUGACAAGAUUUACCCGCUGCUCUACUAAUCAAUAUGCGCACUUGUUCUUGAGAGAGUCCUGAAACCGGUAAACUGUUCUUUCAGGCAAGUAAUGAUGGUUCAUCAUGGCAUUUUCAGCUAAAGUUAGAUGAUGAGAACACCAUGCUGCCUUCCUUCUGACAACAGAAGGAGUCAUUGAAUAAGCUUGCACUGUGUGUAAUUUUUAAUGACAGGGAAUCAACAAAUAGUCAGCAAUUAGAUAGAGCAGCAGCUGCAUCACUUUAUAAGUACAAAAUACUUUAAUCACGAUUCAUAAAUGUAUGCAUAUCAAUUUCUACCCUGCGUAUCUUAAGGACUUAUUAACUUUGUGCUCAUCAAUAAUAAUAAUAAUAAUAAUAAUAAUAAUAAAGAUUUGGAGGUAGCACAUCCACAAAGUGGUUCUUCGUCUACCUGAUUCCUGGUCGAAUUGGAGUUUGGAAAUGCUGGUUUUUGAGGAGAGGGGAAAGCGGAGUUUCUGAAGAAAAACCUCUCGGAGCAAGGGAGAGAACCAACAACAAACUCAACCCACAUAUGGAGUCAAAGCCGGGAUUUGAACCCAGGCCACAUUGGUGGGAGGCUAGCACUCUCACCACUGCGCCGUCCCUUGCUCCCCCAUCAACAGUCUGCUCUCUUAGAGGAACUGAUAUAUUGUCGUUGUGGAGAUCUGCUUCCACUUCUUAUGAUCUUCACUCUUUUAAUUAUUUUGCCUGUAAAACUUGGAACUCUUUACCUGAGAGAAUUAGAAUGGAGUCCACUCUGGCUGGUUUUAAAUGUCUAAUACGAACCAUCUCCUUUCAUGGCACUUAGCAUUUAUUUAAUAGAUAUUUUUCUGUUUAUAAUGAAACAUGACCCUCAACACUAGAUAAUAGGGAGCCUAAGCAACUACACUGACCACGACGAUGACAACUUCAAAAAACAAUGGAUUUAAUGAUCAAAACAACAGCUCUGCAUGUGCACCACGCUUUUUAGUACAUUUCUUUGACAAUCACUGCACGGCUAUGACGUGAAAACUCCUAAUUUGACGUUUUAUGGAGGACAUGGACAUAUGACGACAAAUUUUCCUUCCUCUUUUUGAACGUGAAUAAAAUCCUUAUGAAUUAAACUCCAGGGAAAGCCACCUGCAUUUGACACAUUGAACGGGGCCAAAUAGACGCGAUUAAGUUUCAAAGAAUGCAAAUUCAUUUUUUUAGCGACAUUUUCUCUGCCACCGUCGUCAUCGUUGCUUAAGGCCCUUAAUGAUAAUUAGUACUUAGUAAUGUUAUUUUAUUAUUUAAUUUUUUUUAUUUUCUUGAAGAUAUUAGCUUUUGAGCUAUUCUGUAAUUUCGAGGUAAAAUAAAGUCAUGCACAGACAGUCAUACAAGGUUGUACCCUGAGGUGUUCAACCAAGUAGUGAUGACACUUUUGUAAUGACAUGACAACUGCAUUAUUAAUACUCGACUAUCAUGACUCUUACUAACAGCAGACUGAAUGGCCUGUUUUGUAUCCCUAGGUCGUCUGAUCUUUGAUAACUUGAAGAAAUCGAUUGCAUACACACUGACCAGUAAUAUUCCUGAGAUCACACCAUUCUUGAUGUUUAUCAUUAUUGGUAUCCCUCAGCCACUUGGUAUUAUCACCAUAUUGUGCAUUGAUUUAGGAACUGAUAUGGUAGGUGUUACUUUUCAGCUACUUUAAUAUGGCAAUGUUAAAGUAAUGGAACUGUUUUUGAACCUGCAUUUGGUAACAAAUUACUACUGUUAAGGUGGAUACUUACUCACACAGUCCCAAAGUGGAGGUUUGCAUUUUCCAUUCUGAGAUCUCUCCUUUGUUAAAUGUGUAAUACUGUAUCUCUUUCAUGGAAACCCAGUUAUUGCUAACUGCUUAUUUUCUGCUCUUUAAUGUUAGGUUCCGGCUAUUUCAUUGGCUUAUGAGAAAGCAGAAAGUGAUAUCAUGAAGAGGACACCUCGUGAUCCCUUACAUGACAAACUUGUGAAUGAAAGGUGAGAACACAGACUGACUCUAGCACUUUUAUUAUUAUUUGAUUUGCCUUGCCUCUUUUGACCCUUCAUUGUUGUUUCUUAUCUUUUUCAGAUUGAUUGCUAUGGCUUAUGGACAGAUCGGUUUUAUCCAGGUAUUAUCACGUGCAGCACAGUCAUUCACUUUGCUGCUGAUAUUAUGCAUUUCUUAAACUGAAAAGAAAAUCAAACUAUUCUUGCAAGAAAGUUGAUGAUUAAAAGUACAAGGAAAAUAGCCUUGCAAGUUUUUGCUUCCUCUUUUUUUUGGGUUAUCAUUGCUAUUUACAUCUUGAUAGUUAAGCUGUGUUUUUAAAAUUUAUUUCCUAUUUUAAAUUUUUGUUAGGCUCUGGGAGGCUUCUUCACUUACUUUGUUAUUAUGACGGAAAAUGGAUUCCGGCCAACUCGUUUGUUUGGCAUCCGAGCAGAGUGGGAAGACAAGAAUGAUCAUGGUGUUUUGGACAGUUAUGGACAAGAAUGGGUCAGUAUGCUGGGCUUGAUAAUAAAUUUACUAGUAACAAAUUGAGAGAUUUGACUUGGUUUUAAAUAUUGUUGAUGUUUUUGUUUUACAGUCAUACAGUCAGCGUAAAGAGUUGGAGUACACUUGCCACACUGCUUUCUUUGUUAGUAUCGUCGUUGUUCAGUGGGCUGAUUUAAUCAUCUGCAAGACUCGCAAAAAUUCUAUUAUUCAUCAGAAAAUGACGUGAGUACUACUUCAGACAUGAGUGAGUUCAGCUGUCUGUUAAUUGGCCUGAUUACACUUGUUCUCACCAUGAUGGAGGUUUUGCCUUUCUGAAAAUUUUUUAAAAAGUGGGAGCAUCAAUCUUUGCCCAAUCCUUGGUAGUUUGACUUUUCAUUUCCUUGCAGAAAUAAAGCACUGAACUUUGGCUUGGUGUUUGAGACUGCCUUGGCGGUAUUAUUGUGUUAUACGCCCGGCCUCUCAACUGGUUUGCGGAUGCAGCCAUUAAGGUAAGUUUCUCUUUAUUACCUCAUCAUAAAUCAGACUCAAACCACUCCAGCCUGUGAUCCCCUUCCCCACCCCAGCAUGUGAGCACCUCCCCCACCCCAGCAUGUGAACCCCUCCCACACCCCAGCAUGUGAACCCCUCCCACACCCCAGCAUGUGAACCCCUUCCGCAUCCCAGCAUGUGCGCUCCUCCCUCACCCCAGCAUGUGAGCACCUCCCCCACCCCAGCAUGUGAGCACCUCCCCACCCCAGCAUGUGAACCCCUUCGGCACCCCAGCAUGUUAGCUCCUCCCCCAACCCAGCCUGUGAGCCCCUCCCUCACCACAGCUUGUGAACACCUCCCCGCUCCCACCCAUGAACUACCCCCCUUUUCCUCCCUUUCUGUGGCACUUUCUGGCAGUGAAAAACAACCCUUUCAACCUAUUAAACAUGUUCAAUGUUGUUAGAUGUACAUAAUUAACAUUUUUCAUCCAUGUUUUUGAUUGUUUUUAGGUUUGCGUGGUGGUUUCCUGCUAUUCCUUUCAGCUUGCUCAUCUUCGUGUAUGAUGAGUGCCGCAGAUACAUCAUCCGUAGACAUCCAGGCUGUAAGUUUUUGUUUGUUGUAGAUGUUUGUUUAUUUUGUUUUUAUUGUGUUGAUUGUUCCCAUGUGGCACCCUUUAGGAAGUCAUGUUUUCUUUGACACAGUGCCCCAUUUGAUUUGAAACUAAAAUGUAGACUGCUCUCACACUUGAAAACCCACCCUUCGUCCAUCACAGGGGAUGUUUGAAACAAGUGCAAAUGUGGUAAGGACUACUUCCAGACACCUAUGGGUUAAUUCUCAUUUUUUUUUCUCUUUUUAUCAGGUUGGCUGGAACAAGAAACUUAUUAUUAACCAAGGCUGGACCGUAUUAAGAGAUGUUUCCGUGAAAGAGAUGGUGAAUUGAAAUUAUUUGAGCGUUUGGAUAAAGUUUUUUCAUUUGACAAUUUUUAACGAUAAAAUUUGCAUUAUUCGUCCCUUGUAUGAAAUAUUGUGUAAUUUUGCUUAAAUUCAGGACUUGGCAAUGGUAUUUUAAGCAAUAUCCUGAGGUCUUUUUCAUACUUUGCUUAAUAUAAUAUUCACGCAUAUUAUUUGGAGUAAAAUUAUUCAACAUUUUUAUGACUUAAGUUUUAUUUGUUGUUUUUUUAAAGCCGGCAUCCAAGUUAUCUUUGGAAAUACUCACUCACCUUAAUCUUUUAAGAAGUAUCCUCCCACGCUCAUGUCCUUAGGAUUUCACGUGUUCUUGCCCCUUGAAAGUGUAAGGGCUUGGAAUGCGUGUGUUUUUAUGACUUCAUCACGUGUAGGAACGCGUGUGACGAAGGCCUACGGACUCCAGCGUUGGAGGCUACUUAAGAGGAGCUGGGGAUGGUUGUUUCUUUCUUUGUGUUUAGUUAAGAUACUCUUUUAAGCAUACAGGGAAAAGGUAUCUGCUUGUUGAAGCUAAAGCGCCCCCCACAUUCCCACUAACUUUGCAGACUGCUCCAAAUCUGAGUAGUCAUCGCCCACCAACACAACAACAUUUCAGAUUGACAUUAAAUAACAGGGACGGC
Porites lobata is the source of this 15334-nucleotide messenger RNA. NCBI's taxonomy places the organism in Eukaryota, Metazoa, Cnidaria, Anthozoa, Scleractinia, Poritidae. The record is from the annotation of a GenBank genome assembly.